Molecule: messenger RNA, 1014 nt
Organism: Oikopleura dioica
Lineage: Eukaryota; Metazoa; Chordata; Appendicularia; Copelata; Oikopleuridae
Source: the annotation of a GenBank genome assembly
AUGUCAAAAGCAGAUAAAAUCCACGUUUUUCUCGGCCUCUUAUUUUUCCUUGUGGCAUUUUUCUACAUCGGGGACCUAGAGAAAAUACUCGGCUAUGAAGCGUUCAGAAACCCGGUCACCGUGAAGAAAAAAUCAUUUUUAGAAGACCCUCUUGGAACGUCGACAGAGACUGAACAUUUGGACCUCUUCGAUUGGGAGAAAAUUUAUACCGAAAGAAAAGCGCUAAAGAAAAGAAUAUGUGAUUCUUUACCGGAAGAUCAUCAAGACAAUACUCAUCUCUUAGAGAAAGUAGAAUCAGAAACACUCGGGCCAUACAACCUUCGAUUCGUGGUGGAUGAAAGACACAAGAUUUUAUACUGCGAGCUACCGAAAACUGGCUGUACGAAUUGGAAGAAGACGCUGCUGAAACUUAUUCAACCCGAUACUUUUGGAAAAAUGAAAUGGGAAAAUAUCCACUCUCCUCAUGGCAAAAAGGGUGACAAUGGCUAUAGAUAUCUCAACACCUAUCCGAAAGAGAAGCAAAUCGAAUAUCUGGAGACAUUUUAUAAAUUCUCGUUCGUUCGGCACCCGCUUGAGCGACUUCUCUCGGCGUAUAGAGACAAGGUCGAAAAACUGUACGAGAGCAAGCCCGAGUUCAAGGACGAAAAUUGGAAACAUGAGCAGUUUCACAAAUUUGUGAGAAAUCUCAUAGAGUCUGGUUUGCCGCGUCAACCUGGUCAAAGAAAAAGGCACUGGUCCUCGUUUAUGUAUCUCUGCGACUUUUGCUCCGUUGAAUAUGAUUUUAUUGGAAAGAUGGACACGCUGAAUGCCGAUGUGGAGUAUGUGUUGAAUGCAAUGAAUGUUUCCGAGCUAACAGAGUAUCCGACUGGGUACCGAACAAAAAGUUAUGCCUCCCUGCUAGAAUACUACAAGGGAAUCGGCCGAGAUACGCUAGAAAACCUUUACACGCUAUAUAAAACUGAUUUCGAUGCAUUUGGCUACACAAUUUCAGAAGAAUUCUACGACUUUGUAUAA